CACACGAAAACAUCUUCAACACAUGACAUCGGUUUUUACAGUCUUUUUACACUUGCCUAUAUCUAGACGUGACAUAUACUAAAGGAUACAUAGCUUUCUUUUCCCUAUAUUAUAUUUGUCUCCCACUCUCUCCUCCAUUGAGCUUUAAGCCCAUACUUCUCAUUCCUAGCUUCUUCUUCUUCGUCUGUAUCAUCAAUGGCUUCCUUCCUUCCUUCCACUCUCUCAUCUGACCAAAACCGUAUCUUACUCACUGCUAUGGCCUUUAUCAUAUCUGCCAUCAUAUUCUUAGUACCAAAAGGAAGCAAGUCAAAGCGGCUAAACCUUCCUCCCGGCCCACCAGGAUGGCCGGUAGUCGGCAACCUAUUUCAGGUGGCCGGUUCAGGCAAACCUUUUUUUCAGUACGUAAGAGACAUCGUGCCGGUCUAUGGCCCAAUAUUGACAUUAAAGAUGGGUACACGAACCAUGAUCAUAAUUAGUAGCCCGGAAUUAGCUCAUGAAGCACUCAUCGAGAAGGGUCAAGUCUUCGCAACCCGGCCUCGAGAGAACCCAACCAGGAAGAUCUUCAGCGUCAACAAAUUCACGGUGAAUUCUGCCGUUUACGGGCCGGUCUGGCGAUCUCUACGGCGAAACAUGGUCCAAAACAUGCUCAGCAACUCCCGGCUCAAGGAAUUCCGUGGAGUGAGAGAUUCUGCAGUGGAUCGGAUGAUCGAUCGAUUCCGGUCUGAAGCUGAGUCGAACCAGGGGGUUGUAUCGGUUCUGAAGCACGCCCGGUUCGCUGUCUUCUGCAUCCUUGCGUCGAUGUGUUUCGGGGUGGAAAUGGACGGUGAUGAUAUCGAAAGGCUUGAUCAGAUGAUGAAGACUGUGUUGAUUACUCUCGACCCUAGGAUCGAUGAUUAUCUCCCUAUCUUGGCCCCUUUCUUUUCCAAGCAACGCAAGCGAGCCUUGGAAGUACGAGAGGAGCAGCUUAAUACGCUGAUCCCCUACAUCGAGGCACGACGAUCAGCCUUGAGGAAUGGAUCCGAUAAGAUGGCGAUGUCGUUCUCUUACCUGGACACGCUCUAUGAUCUCAAGAUCGAGGGACGUAAAUCAACCCCAACGAACGAGGAGCUGGUCACACUCUGCUCUGAGUUUAUCAACGGUGGGACUGACACCACUGCGACGGCACUCGAGUGGGCCAUCGCAAGGUUGAUCGAGAAGCCAGAGAUUCAAUCGAGAAUCUACGAUGAGAUCAAAUCGACGGUGGGAGAUCGGAAGGUGGACGAGAAGGACCUGGAGGGCAUGACGUACCUUAGCGCCGUGACUAAGGAGCUUUUACGAAAACACCCUCCCACUUACUUCUCUUUAACACAUGCAGUGACGGAGCCAGCCACGUUGGGAGGGUACGAUGUUCCUACGGAUGCCAACGUGGAGAUCUUCCUGUCGAGUAUAGCAGAGGAUCAUCAGGCAUGGUCCGACCCGAAGGAAUUCAACCCUGACAGAUUUCUGUCAGGAAAAGAGACUGCGGAUAUCACAGGGGUGAAGGGAGUGAAGAUGAUCCCAUUCGGGGCGGGUAGGAGGAUUUGUCCGGGAUUGGCCAUGGCGUCGCUUCACAUAGAUCUCAUGCUGGCGAGGAUGGUUCAAGAGUUCCAGUGGAUGUCGCUUCCAUCACAGAAGAUGUCGGACUUUAGCGAGAAGUUAGAAUUUACAGUCGUGAUGAACCCGGCACUCCAAGCUCUGAUCACAGCCAGGCAAUAGUUGGUGAUGUACGCCCCUGGCCGGAUCCAUAAUUAUUAAACUCCGGCGAGAUUAUAUCUUCUACUUUAUAGUGCUGCUUAAGAAUCUUCUAAAUGGGUCGGCGGGUCCGGGUUUAAGUGGUAUGUUGGGUGGUUCGGUAGAUUUCCCCUUUCUAAGCCAUUCAUGCCCUCUAUCAAUAAUUCUAAAUAUGCUUUUACUUAUUUAUUAUUA
This is a messenger RNA of Macadamia integrifolia, 1944 nucleotides long. RefSeq names its product cytochrome P450 77A2-like. The record is from RefSeq and is a predicted model, not a curated record. Gene Ontology annotation, molecular function: oxidoreductase activity, acting on paired donors, with incorporation or reduction of molecular oxygen, NAD(P)H as one donor, and incorporation of one atom of oxygen; heme binding; iron ion binding. NCBI's taxonomy places the organism in Eukaryota, Viridiplantae, Streptophyta, Magnoliopsida, Proteales, Proteaceae. The transcript has a single exon. Gene Ontology annotation, cellular component: membrane. Bases 196 to 1734 code for a protein of 512 amino acids.